UACAUAUAUUGGUUUGUUGUGGUUGAGACUGUCAUCACUCAUCACAUUUUGAUCGGUUCGAAUCGUAUUUUCUUGAAAAGUGACUAAAGCAAACCCGUUCUUGUACAACGUUUAAAAAUGACAACGCUCAGGCCUUUUACAUGCAACGAUUUGUUCAAAUUCAACAACGUGAAUUUGGAUCCGCUCACAGAAACAUAUGGACUCUCAUUUUAUAUGCAUUACCUAGCACAUUGGCCAGAAUACAUUCAGGUAGCAGAAUCCCCAAGCGGUGAAAUUAUGGGUUACAUUAUGGGGAAGGCGGAGGGUCAUGGAGAAAACUGGCACGGUCACGUAACAGCUCUCACAGUUUCUCCUGAUUACAGAAGAUUAGGUCUAGCUGCGAUGCUGAUGAAGUUUCUUGAGGAAGUAUCGGAGAAGAAACAGGCGUAUUUCGUGGACCUCUUUGUUAGAGUGAGCAAUAAAGUUGCAAUUACAAUGUAUCAACAAUUGGGAUACAUUGUAUACAGGACUGUAUUAGAAUACUAUAAUGGGGAUCCAGAUGAAGACGCAUAUGACAUGAGAAAAGCGCUGUCGAGAGACGUGAAGAAGAAAUCUGUGAUUCCGUUGACACAUCCUGUGAGACCAGAAGAGGUAGACUGAAGUGUCCACAAUUUCUAUCGCAGGAUGAAUAUCAUAUCGUUCAAACUUCUCUCACGAUUUUGCGAAACAGACUGAAAAAUAAACCAAAAAGUAAAUCUCAUAAAACGUGUACACAAAUUAUCAUAAAUCUUGAGAAAUACAUGCCGCUGAAAAUUGUUA
Molecule: messenger RNA, 798 nt
Organism: Nylanderia fulva
Lineage: Eukaryota; Metazoa; Arthropoda; Insecta; Hymenoptera; Formicidae
Gene: Naa20A
Product: N-alpha-acetyltransferase 20 A
Biological process (GO): N-terminal peptidyl-methionine acetylation
Cellular component (GO): NatB complex
Molecular function (GO): protein-N-terminal amino-acid acetyltransferase activity
Source: RefSeq, a predicted model, not a curated record